AUGUCAUCUCAAAUCACAGUCACUCCCAUUUCUCCUUCAACCGAGUCAAGCAUCGACUUUGGCGCAGUCGUAUCCAACGUCGACAUUGAAAACAUGACUGAUGCCGAUUUUGAUGUCAUCCAUCAAGCUCUCUUCACCCACCAAGUUCUCGUCUUCAAGAACCAAAGCCACGUCUCGCCCAAAGCCCAGUAUGAAAUCACUCGCCGCUUCGACCCUGAAGCUGCGGGUUCAUACGGCCAUGGAAAGACCAUCGAUGCAAAGCGCUCCAUCCUGCAUCCUGACCUGAAGACCAUCCCUCAUCAGCCCCAAGUCCAAGUCAUUGGCAACGGCUUCGUUGAAGAGUACGAGGGUCUGAAGAACAUCCAGCUCAGACAUCCUCACCAUCGCACAUUCCACGCUACCACCAUUCCUGAUGAGAAGGAUCUUGAUUUCACCAGGUUCUACAGAUGGCACAUCGACGCUGCUCUGUACGGUCUCGCUCCCCCGGUGGUCACUACACUCCUCGCAGUUCGUGUUCCUGGCGGUCGUAAGCAGACCCUCGUCUAUGACGACAGCUCGGAUGAGGAGAUGGCUGUGCCACUUGGUACGACCGCUUUCGUGUCGGGCUACGCCAUGUACGACCAACUCUCGCCUGAGAACAAGGAGUUUGUGCGCACCACAAAGGUUGAGUACGCUCCGCAUCCGUACGUGUGGAUGAGCGAUGCAAAGUCCCGCUCCGAUGGUCUAGGCCUGGUCUCUGAAGGAAAAGAGAUUCUCCUCGACAAAUUGCCCCCCAUUGAGCAAGAAAAAAUCCAGAUCCUUCCCAUGUGCUGGCGUAACCCCGUCACGGGCCGCUUAGCUCUUCAGGUCCACCCCUCAGCCGUCCGAAAGCUGCAUCUUGCUGACGGCACGGUGAUUGAUGAUCUCGCCGAGGUUCGUGAGCGGGUUCAUGAUCUUCAACGUCCUGGUAUUUCUCCUGAAAAGGUGUACCCUCAUGACUGGGAGCAGGGAGACCUUGUUCUUUUUCACAACAGAGGACUGAUUCAUUCCGUCGUUGGGGCUUUUGCGGAGGAUGAGGUUCGGCUGUUUAGACAGUGUAACAUUGCUGGUAGCAAGUUGCCUGAAGGUCCAGCUGUUGCGGAGGCUGCGUAG
Molecule: messenger RNA, 1131 nt
Organism: Fusarium pseudograminearum CS3096
Lineage: Eukaryota; Fungi; Ascomycota; Sordariomycetes; Hypocreales; Nectriaceae
Exons: 2
Coding region: 1-1131 (376 amino acids)
Molecular function (GO): oxidoreductase activity
Source: RefSeq, a predicted model, not a curated record